AUGUUUUCUCGAGUUCUUAUUCCCCUGGGGGCAGCAGUCCUUACAUAUGCACAAUCUGUUACACCAAUCGUUGAUAUCGGCUAUGCCAUACACCAAGCAUCCUUGCUCAAGUCCACUAACACGUACUAUAACUUUUCGAACAUCCGGUUUGCAGCUCCUCCUGUAGGAGAAUUGCGUUUCCAAGGCCCUGUGGAUCCUCCAGGCAACCGUUCAGCUGGAAUACAGGAUGGAACAUAUGGCCCCAUAUGCCCCCAGAUAUAUCCAAACUGGGUAUCGACUGGUCUAAGCACCACCAACGACUCUUCUGUGGAGAUCCAUACUUCAGACGAUAAUGAGAGUGAAGACUGUCUCUUCUUGGAUGUUGUUGUACCUGAGAAAAUUUUCGAGAGUCGGAAUUUUGGUUCUGGUUCACCUGUAAUGGUUUGGAUUUAUGGGGGUGGGUAUGUGGCUGGCGAUAAGCUGACAGGCUUUAAUCCUGUUGGUCUGCUUGAUCGGAGUAAGCAGAGUGUCAUCUACGUGGCUAUGAACUAUCGUCUUGGGGCCUUCGGUUUCUUGGCCGGCCCGUCUCUUCAAACUAACGGGACCGCUAAUGUUGGGUUGCUUGAUCAACGUUUCGCACUCCAGUGGGUACAGAAAUAUAUCCACCUCUUUGGCGGUGACCCAAAUCGAGUCACAGUUUUUGGCGAGAGCGCUGGCGGCGGGUCUAUAAUGCAUCAGAUUACAGCCUACGGGGGCCGCAAUGGCAGAAGUCCGUUCCAGCAGGCUAUUUCUAUGAGUCCUGGAUUCUACCCUCUACCAGGCAACUACGCUCCCGAGGUAUCGCUUCAGCAGUUUCUAAAGGCAGCAAACGUUAGCACUGUGCAGGAAGCUCGCCAGCUAUCGUCUGCUGCACUGAUUCAAGCCAACAGUGAGGUAGUUUCACUAGCACCCUACGGCUCCUUCAUCUUUGGGCCUUCCGUUGACGGAGAUUUGAUCCCAGCUAUGCCUGGCAAGCUUCUCUUACAAGGCAGCUUUGACCACAAAGGCCUUACAUUUGCUAAUCCAGCGAUUGCCAACGACUCGGCAUUUGCGGCAGCAAUAAAAUCAUGGCUGCCUACAGCCUCUGAAGCGAUUGUCUCGUACUUAGCAACCACCCUCUAUCCACCUAUUUUUGAUGGGUCCCAAGAUUAUACCACAAUGCUAUCACGUGUGGCCCUAGCUAUUGGGGAGAUGGAAAUCGCCUGCAACGCUGGUUUUCUAGCGCAGGCUUUUAGUGGGCUAGGAUCCCGUGCAUACCUCUUCAGCGUGCCACCCGGGCGUCAUGGUACAGACACACCAUACGCAUUUUACACUAGCGGGCCGUUUCCCGGUGUCGAAAAUGGGACUCUGGCGAUGAUUCUGCAGGAUUAUUUCACACAAUUUGCCGUUACCGGUGAUCCAAAUAUCCCUGGCAUCACUCCGAACUUUCCGCUAUACGGUAAAGAAUCGACGGUACUCAACAUGAAUUCAACCUUCAUUUCUCCUUUGCCUGAUCCAGCAGCCAACCCUCGCUGUUCAUGGUGGCAAGAGGCGCUGUUUGUCUAG
This is a messenger RNA of Penicillium waksmanii, 1563 nucleotides long. RefSeq lists its product as uncharacterized. The record is from RefSeq and is a predicted model, not a curated record. Bases 1 to 1563 code for a protein of 520 amino acids. Lineage: Eukaryota; Fungi; Ascomycota; Eurotiomycetes; Eurotiales; Aspergillaceae. The transcript has 5 exons.